AUGGGAUGGAGUCAGAUGUUAGACCCGGGCUGUGCUAUUACAUUAGAGGCGUACGUGGACUGCCCCAUAAGGGCAUCACAGCGGGAGUACCGUUUCCACAUGGUUACUGUGGGACCCUUGAAUACCACAGGCUGCUGUGAUGUGUUCAUGCUGCUGGGGAUGCAGCAGGCUCUCGGGUGCUGGUGGAGCAGACUAGCCACUGCCUCAAGCCUGGCUCCAGGACGUGCCAGCCAGCAGGUGCUGCUGUUUCACAGCAUCCUCUGUGCUGAUACAACCCCUCCUCCCAAAACCUUUGCUUCUGCUCUUCAAUCCCACACCUCCUUCAGAUCAUUGGUGGCAGCCAGGGAGGAGAAUUCCAACUAUAUUAGAGUCCAUAAAGUCAUUUCUGUUGCAAACUUCACAAUGAAACAGUCAGAUCUGCAGCUCUCAGACAUCUUUCUAAAAGCACUUAACCACCUGCCCCUGGAGUACAACUACACUUUAUACAGCAGAAUAUUCGAUGACUUUGGCACUCAUUACUACACCUCUGGGAAGAUGGGUGGUUCCUAUGACAUUCUUUACCAGUACAGCUCUGAGGAACUAAAGAACUCAGGUCUGGCGGUGGAUGAAUCAGUGGAGUGUGUCCGAACAGAAACAACAAGGCAUGUGUUCUUCUGGAAGAAAAAGAAAGUCAGUACCAGAUGCACCACAAACAGGAUGACUGUGAAACAUGAAGGUUCCAUUUUGGAGUCAGCUGAACGGUCAGUCUCUCUGGUAAAGGGUGGCAGGUCAGAGUACACUGCAGCUCUGGCCUGGGAGAAAAAGGGGGCUUUUCCAGGACACGCAAUCUACAAACUGCUGGAAUCCACAAAGGACAAUCCCAUGGUGACUGACUUUGAGUUUACAAGCUGCACCAGGUUUGCAUUAUCCAUGGACAGUGGGAGUAGGAGGGAGGAAUGUGUCGCCAUCAUGGAUUUGGUGAAGAAUGUGCCAUGGGCCGUGACCAGACCUUGCAACCUGAGGAGAGCCCUGAGAGAAUAUGUGGGCAGGUUUGACCCUUGCCAGUGUGCCUCAUGCCCCAGCAAUGGCAGGUCUGUGCUUUCCAGGACGGAGUGCCUCUGCCUGUGCCAGGCUGACACCUUUCAUGGUGCUCAGACUCUGCAGGCAGGAUAUAUGCAAGUCAAAACUGCAAUGCUGUUAUCUAUUGGUGGGGCUCCUUGUAUAAAUGAUUAUGAAGCAACAAGAGAAGAGGAUAUAUUGAUUGGUGAACCUGAGUCUGGAUGCUCCAGGCCAGACCCACCAGAAAACAGCUUUAUCAGGAAUGAAAAGAACCAGUAUGCUAGGGAAGAAGCUGAAAUUGCCUGUGUGAGUGAGUAUGUCCUCAGUGGCUAUCAAUUCCUUCGGUGUCUGCCAGAUCAAACCUGGACGCAACAACCUGUUGAAUGUCAACAUAAGAAAGAGAAAACUGAUUUAGCCCGGCAACAAAACAGAAGUGGAACCUCAGUAUGCCUCAGGCCACUAACAUCUGACAGUGUCACAAUUUCCCCAUUUAAACAACAGUACAAGAUUGGUGAAACCAUGAAGCUGAGCUGCCAAGCUGGGUUUAUAGUCACUGGUCAAACACAGUAUACUUGUGGGAAAGACUUGUUCUGGAUACCUCCUAUUUUGAGAUCUAUUACAUGUGAAAAAGAUGUGCAAACUAAGAUUAGAGGUGUUUGCAAUCCAGGACAAAAGCAGGUUGGAUCUUACUGUGUUUGUAUGUCUCCAGAAAAGGACUGUGGAGACACAGACCCAUUGCUCCUGCCUGAUGCCUUACCAGUGCCCCAAAGAAGAGAGCCGCCUUCACUCCAUAUGGAGUUGACAGGGAGGAAGAGGAAAGUCAGUCAUUGCACGCUGGCAGCCAUGAAGUGUGCUGGCAUCAAACUGGAGGUGCUCAGUCAGCUCUCCUGGCAGCCACCACAAUAA
Molecule: messenger RNA, 1944 nt
Organism: Harpia harpyja (harpy eagle)
Lineage: Eukaryota; Metazoa; Chordata; Aves; Accipitriformes; Accipitridae
Product: complement component C6-like
Biological process (GO): immune response
Cellular component (GO): membrane attack complex
Source: RefSeq, a predicted model, not a curated record